Messenger RNA from Vollenhovia emeryi, 3222 nucleotides. RefSeq names its product protein tamozhennic (gene tamo). The record is from RefSeq and is a predicted model, not a curated record. The coding region runs from base 252 to 2132 and encodes 626 amino acids. Gene Ontology annotation, cellular component: cytoplasm. The transcript has 6 exons. Lineage: Eukaryota; Metazoa; Arthropoda; Insecta; Hymenoptera; Formicidae.
GAUGCGUCUCGUGUCUUCGGGCAUUCUAUGCAUGAUGUAAUGCGAACAUAACCAAAAAAAAAAAUCUUGCGGAAAAUAUCUAUUGUUUAUGGAAAGAUGUAAGGAUACACGUCGUGUUUAAACAGCGUCACGCUAAAUCGUAUGGCUCGCGCGUGUUCUGAGAUGGAAAAUUACGCCACGUGUCAAGUUGGAGCUAGUCGUAGUUCGAAUCGGGAAUCUGCUCCGAAAUCAGAUUUCUAGGAGGAAUAAAAAUGGCGAAUGAUGUGAUAAUGAGAGGCAAAGAUAGAUUACAAGAGAUCAGCACGAGAUUGGAGCAGAGUCACUUGGUGUAUCUGCAAACGGACGAUAGCCCUUUAAAGCUACAACAACGACACAAAUUGGAAGGCUUUAUAAAGGAAUAUCUCUGUCUAGUACCCAACGAGAAUAAAUAUGUAUUUCAAGAAACGGCAGAUAUUUUGCACAGAUCGGCGGCAACGUUGACAGAUUUCAGCGGGUAUAGAGCAGCGACAGCUUGGAGUGCAAUUUCCUUGUACGCAGCCAACCUAUUGGCUCAGCCCUGGCGAAAAGAAUAUAGGAUAGUGAGGACGUAUAGCGGCUAUUACAAGCACGAAGUGGAGGCAAAUUUGAUAGGUGCCGAGUUAAUGUUCGAGCAGAUGGGUUACAAGCAUACCGGUUUGGGUGUACUAACCUUGGAAGGGCCGAUCGAUCCUGAUAAGGUCUCAAAUGUCAGUAGAGAUGCUAUUGUAGCUUUCGUGGAGUGUCAGAUCUUGAAACAGAUAUGGGAAAGCGUGUCGCAAAAGUACACCAUCUCUUGGCUGGAGGUGCUGGAGUUUCGCGAGAAUCACGUUGGCACGCCCGAGCAGGCGAUUCGAGCGCUAAAUUAUCGUUUCCUCGAGAAGGUGCAUCAGAAUCGCGCAAAGUCUGACAGCUAUAAGGAUUACUAUCCACCGCAAUCCACGGGCAUAGACGUUCUGCCGUUGCAUCCACCUUAUCAUCACAUUGUGCACGCCAAUUGCAACGCAACAAUGCCGUCAACCUGCCAGACGGAUUAUCGGCACAUCGAAGAUAUGACAAACAUGGCGAUACCGGCUAAUUAUCGAUAUUAUCAACCGAUGAAUCACGGCUUCAUCAAUUGUUGCACCAGUUAUGGCUGCUUGCCCUCUCACGGCAACAGAUUUUACGGUAAUAGCGUGCCGAAUCCGUAUUGCGCCACAUUGCCAGCGUAUGCAGCCCGAGUGCCGACCGGCAGACUGAUUGAACUCGACGUACCGGCGUCCGUGACCAAUUAUGACAAGACGCACGCUCUUCGUAAAUCCACGUCUCACCGGAUAUCGGACUUGGACGAAGUGGACUUUUACAGACGGCAGUCGAGCGACGGGGAUCAUUGCGAACACGGUAAAACCGAUAGAAAAACUGCUAGCAGAUCCAAUUCCAGCGUCGGGAGGGAUGGCUACGAUACGUGGGACUUUGUGUACAGGAAUCUUGAGAGCUUAGGUUACUACAAGGAUCUCGAUGAUCGAGAAGACGUGCUGCAGCAUAAGAAGGAGCUGGAUUCUAUUCGCGCCAAACACAAAACACUUAGACAAGCGGAGAACGAAGAUAAGUAUAACGCGCAUAGAUUCGAGAAGAAGAAAAGCGGUGGCAAGAUCGAGAUGAUUGAGAUGGAUUCAUCUGAAACAAAUGGCAAAAAUCACCAAGAUAUUCUACCUUUCAAAAAGAAAUCCUCCUCCUUCGACUUGUCGGAUUCAAAUAGAUAUAACACCGAUGCGUAUAAUAAAGAUAAGAAGCACAACAGUCAGACCUUGCCGAUUCCACGCACGCACAAAUCCUCCGAUCAGAUAGCGAAGAUUGCGGAUUCCUUAAAAAAUCUCGAUAUCGCGCAAAUGAACAAACAAAAGAGGGAAGAGGAGGAGGGCGAAAAGAGAUGGAGCUGUGCCACGUGCACAUAUUUGAAUAUGCCCGACCGAGACAUUUGCGACAUGUGCGCCAAAUCGAGGUGCAAAGGGAACGAAGACAAGCCGCUCGCCAGCGGCGGCAAAGAGUGUCCGAAAUGCACGCUGGUAAACGAGAAAAAUGUUUAUAACUGUGAUGCUUGUCAUACCAGUCUCAAGGAUUCUCCGACCUACAUAUAGAUAGACUGAAACGACUGAAACUUCUUGAGAGAGAAGCUUCUCACACAUUUGCCACAAUUUACGGUUUGCGCAAAGGUAUCACGUUGCGUGUAACAUGUAAAAUUAUUAACUAAAUGAAUAGUACGUGAGUCUUUUUCAACGACCUAAAAUGAAACUUGAAUACAGAAAAGAGAGGCAUAAUGUUAACAAUACAUAUGAAUCUCGAUCUACGAUAUAUAGAGAAGGUACAAAGAUAUUUAUUGAAAAUUAUCUCACGUAGACUAAGACAAAUCUUGUAAUAUAACGACUUGCUUUUUGACAUUGUAUUAGUAUUAUUACGUUAUGGCCUACAUAUAUGUAUAUGUAUAUACAUAUAUAUAUAUGUAUACAUAUAUGGAGUAUGAGUAUUAAGUGUCAGAUUGUGUAUAGCUAUUAGCGAUUAUCAUCAUAACGUUUGAUAGUUUGUCAUUAAAAAAUGAAAUUUAAUCAAAUAUUAGGUCAAAGCUUAUAAAAUUAAUGUUAUCAAGAGUAAUUAAAAAAUGCGCAAGACGCUGGGAGAUGUUACUUAUUCAAAAAGUAUUUAGUAUUAUACAUUUGCCUUUAUACACAUACAUCUACAUACCCCCUGUAUAGCUGUACAAUUACUUUUCUAAUUUAAAUUAUUGCUCGGGAUUUGAUACAAAUUUCGUUUUUUUAUUACAAACUGAUUUAAUUUAGUUUCUAAAAGAGACUAUCGCAAUAAAUUGAAAGAAUUAAGUAUUGUUAUCAUAAUGAAUAAAUUUUAUAUAGUACCACUAUACGAUCGACGAAAUUAUUUAAAAAAAUUAGGGUUAAUAGAAAGAGAGACAUUCUUCGGUCUGCAAAUGUAGUCUAUGCAAUGUUACAAACUGAAGAAUUGUUUUUUUAACAAGUUCUGCGAGAGGAAAUAAGGUAUUUGCUAUAAAAAUACAAGAAUGUUAAAGCUUUACCAGAAUGUAACUAUAUAUAUAGAAAAUUAUUGCAUUAAUGGUUGCGGAUUGUUAUAACUACUGCAAUGAUACACAUUGUGCUAUAUAACCAGAAGAAAUCAUUAUAAACAUAACAAGGAUUUAAUAUAAUUGAGUGCAUUCUA